AUGGCUUCAACUUCUCCGUUUGCCGACCUACCCCCAAUUAAGAUUGGGAAGGGUGGCGGAAUUGGACGCCUGAAGGCAAUUUUAGGAAUAACACCAAAUUCUGGACAACUCUCCUCCCUGGAUGUCGUGAUUAUUUCGAUCGAUCUGGAAUUGCCAGGACAGGACCGAUGGGACAUGCACAAGUUCAAGACUGAAGGAUGCGGCAUCGCCAUUCUUGAUACACGAGAUCUGAGAGACUCUAGCCCGAGAAAGAGCCUCAACGAUCUCAUUACAACCCAGGAAUUCUCUACUAAAUACCCCGUCAAGGCGAAGAGAUUGAUACCUGGCCGGCGAUGCAUAUUUGCCCCGACGAAUCGCAUCGGUCAGGACCAGUUCCGUUCCGUGAUCGCUAAAGCUCUCCAGGUCAAGGACCAAGACUAUCCGCCGACUGGCCGCCACGCUCGUCUUCGCAACAUCGUCCUUGAGCUCUACCUUUACAAUGCGGGGAACGAUGCUACAUAUACGCUGGUUGCUAUGAUCAAGCUAGUCGUAAAAGGCAGUAGUAGUAUGAACAGACUUCUAAAGCGGAAGGAGGAGGCGAAUAUUGAGCGCCUUGAGAAUCUAGUGUUCACGGACGCGACACCAAAGGUUGAUGACCAUGGCAACCCGCAAGAAGAGCCGCCGCGAUGA
Messenger RNA from Scedosporium apiospermum, 669 nucleotides. RefSeq lists its product as uncharacterized. The transcript is spliced from 2 exons. Lineage: Eukaryota; Fungi; Ascomycota; Sordariomycetes; Microascales; Microascaceae. The record is from RefSeq and is a predicted model, not a curated record. The coding region runs from base 1 to 669 and encodes 222 amino acids.